Messenger RNA from Paramisgurnus dabryanus, 3312 nucleotides. It is a transcript of the gene akt2, whose product is annotated as v-akt murine thymoma viral oncogene homolog 2. Gene Ontology annotation, molecular function: ATP binding; protein serine/threonine kinase activity. Lineage: Eukaryota; Metazoa; Chordata; Actinopteri; Cypriniformes; Cobitidae. The record is from RefSeq and is a predicted model, not a curated record. Gene Ontology annotation, biological process: protein phosphorylation.
UGUGCUCCCGUUGAGUCGCUAGACGGAGGCCUAUCCGCGAUAGAAGCACCACCGUAAAAUCACUCACAGACCAACAGAACGGACAAGGCGGUGGGUUUAUAGCGAUAAAUGCGCAAGACAAACCCCGUGGGAUGUGUUUGAGCAACCGGGCUCGUGUUUUGGGCCUUUGAGGGGGAGUUUGCGAAGAUAAUUGAGCGACUGGGUGUUGUUAUUUUUGGGGCAGCUGAGUGGUCAUUGGCAGAGUUCAAUACACACCAGCUCGCGCGAGGAAUAAACACGCACUUCACGUCUCUAAACACCCCGAUUUUACUUCACUACAUGGGCUUUUGAGGAUUUUACGCUGCAUUUUACCCAAUCAAUUUGAAGAAUACAAGUAAAGGUGAGUUCCCAGAUCUGUGGUACUAAACGUCUGCCAGACCCGAGAUUCGGUGUUCCCCCUUCCCCAGUCUCCCUGUCACCCUGCCCUGCGCCCCACACAGCCCCUAACCCAGUAUGAACGAAGUCAGCGUCGUCAGGGAGGGCUGGCUCCACAAGAGAGGUGAAUACAUUAAGACUUGGAGGCCUCGAUAUUUCAUCCUAAAGAGCGAUGGCUCUUUCAUCGGCUAUAAGGAGAAGCCUGACACGUCAGACCACAGUCAGCCACCUCUCAACAACUUCUCAGUAGCAGAGUGUCAGCUGAUGAAGACCGAAAGACCUCGGCCGAACACGUUUGUCAUCCGCUGCUUACAGUGGACCACUGUUAUUGAACGUACCUUUCACGUGGAUAGCAAUGCUGAGAGAGAGGAGUGGAUACGUGCCAUCCAGGCUGUGGCCAAUGGGCUUAAAUCCCAGGAAGAGGAAGAGCCGAUGGAAUUUGGUUCUCCUGGAGACAACAGCUUGGAGGGGAUCGAAGCCGCCAUUGCAAAGUCCCGCACCAAAGUGACAAUGAGUGACUUUGACUACCUAAAACUCCUGGGUAAAGGCACAUUUGGCAAGGUGAUUCUGGUGAGGGAAAAGGCCACUGGCAUGUACUACGCCAUGAAGAUCCUACGAAAGGAAGUCAUCAUCGCCAAGGAUGAAGUUGCGCACACAAUCACAGAAAGCAGAGUCUUGCAGAACACACGGCACCCUUUUCUUACGACACUAAAAUACGCCUUCCAAACACGUGACCGACUGUGUUUCGUCAUGGAGUAUGCAAAUGGAGGCGAGCUGUUUUUUCACCUGUCACGAGAGCGUGUUUUUACGGAGGACCGAGCUCGCUUCUACGGUGCUGAAAUUGUUUCCGCUUUGGAAUAUCUGCACUCUAAAGAUGUCGUCUACAGGGACCUUAAGCUGGAGAAUCUAAUGCUGGAUAAAGAUGGUCACAUAAAAAUCACAGAUUUUGGCCUGUGUAAAGAGGGCAUUACUAAUGAAGCCACAAUGAAGACGUUCUGUGGGACUCCAGAGUAUCUCGCCCCUGAGGUAUUAGAAGACAACGAUUACGGGCGUGCAGUGGAUUGGUGGGGUCUCGGAGUGGUCAUGUAUGAAAUGAUGUGCGGUCGCCUGCCGUUCUACAAUCAGGACCACGAGCGUCUGUUCGAGCUCAUUUUAAUGGAGGAGAUUCGUUUUCCUAGAAACCUCUCGCCCGAGGCCAAAGCCCUGCUGGCUGGCUUGCUCAAGAAAGACCCUAAACAGAGGCUUGGUGGAAGUCCUGAGGAUGCCAAAGAAGUGAUGACACACAAGUUCUUCAGUUCCAUCAACUGGCAAGAUGUCCUUCAAAAGAAGCUCAUCCCUCCCUUCAAGCCACAAGUGACCUCAGAGACAGACACGCGCUACUUUGAUGAUGAGUUCACGGCACAGACCAUCACUGUCACGCCACCUGACCAAUAUGACAGUCUCGAUGCGGAGGACCCGGAUACACGCACACAUUUCUCGCAGUUCUCCUACUCGGCCAGCGUGCGGGAGUGACCAUCCUCUCCCACUCUCUCUCUCACCCUUACCAGCGAACCAGACGCCCCUCACAUAUACACACAAACAAGGACACAUGCACCAGCAGCCCCGUCCUCCCGAAGAGCGGGUCCUAGGCGCGAGUACAGCAUCUGUACACGUCCUGAACAGGUGGUACCUUCGGGCCAGUCCUGGUUUUCGAUUGGCUUUUCAACUUGCCAGUCGUAGCCCGACACACUACACGAUCGUCAUAAAACCAUACAACCAAUCAGGUACCAAGAAAAGAACGGCUUUCCACCAGCAGGUUUUCGGACACGCGUGCACUCAAAACACUGGACUGCAGGACAAAAUCUUCAUAUAUUUCAACACGGCUUGUGGGGAGAAGAGUAAUUAGAUCAUUUGGACAUUUUCCCACAGAUUGUUACAGAUUGUCUAAAGCCAUAUUUUAAAGUGCUCUUUCUGGAACUAGCUGUUACCGAGAGUGUUUUUCCAGCGGGAGUACUGACGAUGGGUAACGCAGAGAGCUAAAGUGCUGUUUAUCUGCCUGGAUGCUGGGCGUGCGUGUGAAGCUGUGUGAAUGUGUAGCGGUGCGAACGCUGGACCGUGUGUUCUCUACCUACAUCUUAAUCUGUGUGUCUUUUUUCGUGUUUUGAUUUGUACAUGGGCAUAACGUUAGGGAGCGGGGAGGGGUGGGCGGGAUCGAUAAUGGUUUCGGGGAGGGGCUCACACACUCACUAUAGACGUGAUGGCGUUUGCGUUAUAAAAGGGAAGAGCGAGAGACAGACGGCUUCGGCUUGUAAAUAGGGAGGUCAACUGGGAAUGUUCUGGAGGGGCAUUUUUUCAGUUUCUGCAUCUGCUGCCCCGGCGGGCUGUUUGUUUUCUAAGAUUACUAGUGUAUGAUAGUCGCAAUCAUCAUGUUGUUGCCAUCCUAUUUACAGUUUCACAGGCAUUGAUGUCGAGAUUUAGAGAUGCAAAAAUGAUUUGAAUGUCCUGUUAUUUAACAGAAAGAGCUACUGGGUUAGCAUGCCGUAAUAAGACUUGCAGCAUGUACCAUUGUCAUCGCAGCCUUGACACUUUUUAAAUUUUUCAUUAUGUAGUAAAAAAAACACGUUUAGGAUGCCCGAGAGGAAAUGUUCGUCUCGGGAUGUUUAAUGUUUGUGUCAUUCUGUAGACAGCAGCUGUCCGAACACAUCGCUUUGUGUGAGUUACUUUUGCCUUUUUAAAGAUGCUUUAUGUAAGCAACAUCAAACUGUUUUGUUUUGUUUUGUUUUGUUUUGUUUUAUUCAUUAUUUUAUUGGAUCAUUUGUUUUUUGUUUUUUUGUUGUUCUUCCUUUGUCCACCCACUCCCUGAAAUUAAAUUGUCUUGAUAAAGAAUAUAUAUAUAAAAAUAUAUAUUACAAUAGUAAA